AUGGACGUCAACAACCUCUUCAGCGUCAAGGGCAAAGUCGUCCUCGUCACCGGCGGCGCCAAAGGCAUCGGGCGCAUGAUCUCCGAGGGCUUCGUCACCAACGGCGCCAAAGUCUACAUCUCGUCGCGCGACGCGGCGGCGUGCGACGCGGCCGUCGCGGAGCUCAACCGGGCGGGCCAGGCCAGCGGCAGCGGCGGCAGCGCGCACGCCAUCCCCGCCGACUUCUACAGCGAGGACGAGUGCCGGCGGCUGGCGGCCGAGCUGGCCCGCCGCGAGGACCGCCUGCACGUGCUGGUCAACAACUCGGGCUCCAACUGGGGCGCGCCCUACGCGGAGUACCCCGACUCCGCCUGGGUGCGCGUCCUCACCCUCAACCUGCACCGCGUCUUCACCAUCACCCAGCUGGUGACGCCGCUGCUGGAGAAGGCCGCCCAGGGCGACGGCCCCGGCGCCGAGCCCGCCCGCAUCAUCAACAUCGGCUCCGUCGACGGCCUGCGCGUGCCCGCCCUCGAGACGUUUGCUUAUUCCAGCAGCAAGGCCGGCUUGCACCACCUGAGCCGCGUGCUGGCGAGCCAUCUCGGCAAGAGGAAUAUCACUUCCAACACGCUUGCCUGUGGACCGUUCGAGUCGAAGAUGAUGGCGGCGACCCUGAAGCAGUACAAGGACGUGAUCGAGUCGGGGAUCCCACUGCACCGCAUUGGCAGCCCCGAGGACGUUGCAGGCGCCUGCCUCUUCCUGUCCAGCAAGGCUGGCAGUUUUGUCAACGGGGCGACCAUCGCUUUGGACGGCGGCAGCGUGAUCAAUGCGAAGCUUUGA
Diplodia corticola is the source of this 816-nucleotide messenger RNA. RefSeq names its product short chain dehydrogenase reductase family. The transcript has 3 exons. Gene Ontology annotation, molecular function: oxidoreductase activity. NCBI's taxonomy places the organism in Eukaryota, Fungi, Ascomycota, Dothideomycetes, Botryosphaeriales, Botryosphaeriaceae. The record is from RefSeq and is a predicted model, not a curated record. Bases 1 to 816 code for a protein of 271 amino acids.